Malania oleifera is the source of this 4190-nucleotide messenger RNA. RefSeq names its product RNA-binding protein 2-like. The transcript has 5 exons. Gene Ontology annotation, molecular function: mRNA binding. The coding region runs from base 104 to 829 and encodes 241 amino acids. The record is from RefSeq and is a predicted model, not a curated record. Lineage: Eukaryota; Viridiplantae; Streptophyta; Magnoliopsida; Santalales; Ximeniaceae.
AAACCAUGAAUAAUAAAAUAAGCGUCCGAGGCGAAGGUACGAGCAUUGCUCGGCGUCGGUUCAAGCUCCUGCUGCUCCUUGCUUCGUGUCUCCUCUCUCUAGAAUGGCCGACGCAUACUGGAGAUACAGCGACGCACGGCAGCCGCCGAUUUCUUCUCUCGUCGGAAAACGGCCCCGUUCCGAAUUUGAUCUCCCUGGCAGCCAUGAAUUAUCCAGUUAUUAUACCCGUGAUGAUGAAAGAGGAGCACACCGUGCAAUUAGAGAUCCCGUGAUUAGAGAUACUGACUCUAUUGGAGCAUCCUAUGAUCGCUACCUGCGUAGUGCACAACUUUCAUCUUUUGGUGGAGGGGAGUCUGGCAGACCCUUGAGUGGUGGAAUGACUGGUCCCCCUGUUGAUGAUCCACGUAUGGUGGGUAUUGGGGCUAUGGACUCUGGGGCAGCUGUUAAAGGCCGGGCCUUAGGUUUUGGAGGUGGAAGGACAGAUAAUCCCCUCCCUGCUGAUGCCUCUAGUACCCUAUUUGUUGAGGGCUUACCUGCAAAUUGUACCCGGCGGGAAGUAUCUCAUAUCUUUCGUCCUUUUGUUGGCUACAAAGAAGUAAGGCUUGUGAGUAAGGAAUCAAGACAUCCUGGGGGAGAGCCGCUGGUGCUCUGUUUUGUAGAUUUUGCCACUCCAGCCCAUGCUGCGACUGCAAUGGAUGCCUUGCAAGGUGAGCUAGACAUUUUGCCUUUUUCUCCUUAUUUGUUUUUGGAAAUCUUGGUUCCAAGCGUCCUGUUUAAUUCUCUGAAUGAUGCCUUGGAGGAUGUAACUGUAUAUGUCUUUUUUUUUUAACUAUGUUAAUUUAAAUUUUUUAUGGGUACAUAAUAUUUAUGGUGAAUGUAAAUCUGUGUUUGUGCAGACCUAAUCUUUAACUUGCUAUGAUAAUCAUGUUCAAUACAAGUCAUUUAAGUGGUGGUAAUUACUUACGUGUUUCAGUAUGGGUGUGGGUCCUAAUUCAGUUUAUCAUGGCAGUCCAAUACAAUGCUGGAGAAUUUUUUGGCAAUAAAUAAUAAGUGAUGUUUAACAAUUUAAGAAGAAGAAGCUUGAAAUGGUACGUACUGGAUUAAUAAUUUAUUAUAUUUGAGAUUAGGACAAACUCUGGUACUGCUGUUGUGGACUCGCAAUCCAAGAGUCCCCCAUAGUAUAUGUGCCUUGUGGUGAAUAUAGUAUGCUCCAUUAUGUUUUCUUUGUAGAAUCAUGAGUUUCAGUUAUCCACCAUGGUAGAUUGUUAAUUUGGUACUGAAAUUCUGCAUAAUAUUUAAAUUUUCAACAGGAAGCUACUUUCUUCCUUACCCUAGCCUCUUUCCACCAUGGCAGAUUGUUAAUUUGGUACCGUAAUCCUGCAUAAAUAUUAAAACUUUCAACAGGAAACUACUUUCUUCUUUACCCUAGCCUCUUUGAUAGGUAAAUUCUUAAUCAUGUCCAAUUAUUUUUAAUUCUAAACCAGGGUGAAAUCCAAAUUCCAUUUUGUGGUAAUUUAAUCCAAUUCAAAAGCUGUUAUUGUUUAUACACAUUGAAAGCUAGCGAGAGAGGAAGCUUUGGCUUGGAAGAGGUGAGGAGGGAGACGUGACAAUCUUAUUCUAGCAUGGUGAUUUCAUUUGUUAUUUGCAGAACUGUGGUGGUGGUUUAGUUGUUUUCCUAGUAGAUUGAAAGUGUCCUAGUAGUUGGUAAUGAACAUCCUUUAGUUGAGAAAUGUCCCUGGUACACUUAUAUUUUCUCUAGAAUGAAAGAUAGCCAUGGCGAGGAAUGCUAGAAGGUUAUUCACAGAACUUGAUAGUAUUCAACAUAUGACUUAAGAACAUGCCACAUGAUAGUAAAUGCAGAAAACAUUAGCGCUACACAUUUGAAGUAAACAUGUUCAUGCGUAUAAUGGGGACUGAAAAAUCCUUGCCGAUAUUAUUGAGCUUGUUUAUCUUGCUAUAUUGUAUGUUACUUUCAUGUAACAAGAAGAGAUAGACAUCAAUAAGCAAUCUUAUUUCUAUUUACUACUAGCCGUAUAUCAUUAUAAUUGCAAUAUACAAGAUGAAAUAGAAUAAUUUAAAAAUGUGACUAGCAAAUUGUUUAGGGGGGGAAUAAGAAUGUAAAGAUUCCAUGUGAAAAAAUGAUCUGUUUUUGCAACAUGAAGUACCUUAGGGAUCCCAAUAUCUUUGAAUAUUGAAAGACUGUUUUAGGUCUUUUCAAAUUAAUUUUUCUGCGGCUUGAGUUGUUAAAAGUUAAGUGAGAAGUUCAGUGUGUUUUGAAGAUACAUCUCUUCUGGGAGAGAAUUGUUGAGCUCAAACUAACUCGAUAGUUGUGUUUGAAAAUUCAGUUAAUGAACAGUUCCCCGAUAAUUACUGAGUUAUUGCUGGAGGAAAACAAUAUGAAAAUACAUGUCGAUACUCUACGUUGCUCCUUAGUUGAUUUAAGGGAAUUCUAAAAAUAAAGGACAUUACACAGGAUUGACAUGCUAAUUGAUAGUUAUAUAAUAUUAUAUUUAAAUAUAUUACUAAUGGCAGUUAAUAAAUCAAUAAUAUAAUAAUAUUUAUAUAACUGUACUGUAAAAUCGAAUAUAUAUACACAUGAAUCUUUUUGUUUCUAUUUUAUUUUAUAAAAUUUCUCAAUAUAUUCCUUUUUUUGUUGUAAAAAUUGACGAGUUUUUUAUAGUUGUUUUUUUGUAUUUUUUCAAAACUCACACUUAAUGCAUUUUAGCUAUUACUCUUUGAUUAUCAUUUUUAUGAAUAAAGUAAAAGCAAGUUAUGUUACAAAGUAUUAUCAUACAGCUGAUGUGUUGUCAAAAUAAUAUGAGUGGAGUGUCCAGAGUGUGUCAAAUGAGUGUAGAAGUGUCAAGUGUCUAACAUUUAUAAUGCACGUUAUGGCAUUAAAAUUGUUGACAAUUUCGAAGUGUUGCAUGCGUGUAGGAGCAUUUGUAGGCUGUUGGUGUUCCGGCACACCCUUGUAGAAGUGUCAGUGCUACAUAGCGCAUCACCGAAACUACUAACACAAUUUUGUAGUUUUUCCAUGAUAAAAUAGAAGGGUCUAACCUUUUCAGCUUUGUUUGACCCUGCUACAUUUUACUUUGUUACACAGUGGGUGCGAGCAGAUUUUUAGAAUUUAAGGCCAGUUGGAGUGUUUAAAAGGUUCAUUAGGGCAUCCCACACCAGCCAUGCAGUUUUGGGAUUGAUAACAGUGUUGUCAAUGUACCUAUCUUUAUGUCUAAUUUCACCUUUUUAAUCUGCCAUGCCCAGAGCAGUGUCUGAAUGAAGCUAAGUAGUGGGUGGAAUAUGCACAUUCUCGCAAUCUGUCUCUGGCCUUUAUAAAGCCUGGUGGCCACCUUAUGUAAAGCCUUUCUCUUAGCCCCUGCCUCUAGGAGAAACCAGCUAUCAUUCCUUUUUCUUAUGUCAGGCAGUAGCAUUCUGUUUUAUUAGGAAAGAAGCAAUGGGUCAUGGAAGUAGCAUUGCUAUUUAGGUUGUAUUAGGAAUUGAUUGCGGACAUUGGUCAAAGUGUGUUUCAAAUUUUUGUAUUUUAGUGAUAUAUGGGCGCCUAAUAUCAUCUCUUUGUUGAUGUCCCUAAUUCGCCGUUAAGCGUGGUCAGUUGCGCAGCGUAAAAUAGACACACUCAAUUUUGCAGGUUAUAAAUUUGAUGAGCAUGACCGAGACUCGGUCAAUUUAAGGCUCCAAUUUGCUCGCUAUCCUGGUGCGAGGUCAGGUGGCGGGCAUCGUGGCAAGCGUUGAGUUAUGCGGUUUUUGCAGGUGAUAAAUGCUAUUUCCCAUUCGUUCGAACCUUCAUUAUUACUGGCCGUUAGGUUCAUUACGGAACGAUGAAUCACGCUAAAAUGUGGAACAACAAUUCUCUGUAGGACCCACUGAAUCAGGAAGAUUUACGAUAAUGAGGGACGGUACAACGGCCUUGCGGUUUACACAAAUAUUCUAAUGGACGCUUUUGUUUAAGAUCGUAAUGAUUUGGGUGGGAUUUCGGUGAUUGAGGGACAAUUACUAGAGCUUUGGGAGUGUUUGCGUUUCUGCUUGAACUGUUAAAACUCUAAUCCUAUUUACUUUCCCAAGUAGUGGAACAUAGUGAAUGUUGAUUCACUGUGCUAAAUUCUAAUCUUAUUUACUCGUUUGUAUUUUGUGCUUAGGAAUUUAUAUAUUCAGACCUUUAUUGUUUGAUGAUGAUA